UUUAAACCAUUUUCAGUUCUUUUACGCGUAAAUUAUAUAAUAAGUUAUGCUGUGAUCGUGUUGUGUAAAUAAUAGUUCACUAGUUAAUACAUGAUCUUCUAUAUCUACUUGACAGAUAAUGAUACAAAUACAUGGCAACUGGAUUUACAAUGGAAUAUAAAAAAGAUAUGAAGAGCUACAAUGAAGAUAAAUUAAUGCAUAUUUUUAAAAAAGUUAUUGCAAGAAGGAAACAAACAGAAAUUUUAUUAAAAUUAUUUGGUCCUCCCAGUACUUUUGCUACGCAGAGUAUUUUUAUUUAUGGACAUGCAGCUACUGGUAAAACACUGCUAGUUAAAACUAUUAUGCAGCAAUUACAGCUUUCUCAUAUUUGGAUAAAUUGCAUAGAAAUGCAUACACCACGAUAUUUGUUUGAAGGUGUUUUGAAAGCAGUUUCAAAAUUAUUGAAUUGUGAAAAAAACUUUCAAUUUUUUCAUUGUGAUGAUAUGUGUGAUUUUUUAUAUAAAUUGAAAACAUUAAUACCAAACUGCACUGAUACUUUGUAUAUAAUUUUAGAUAAAGCAGAAAUUCUUAGAAAUUUUAAUCAUUCAAUUUUGUCGUCUUUUCUUAAACUUCAAGAAUUAGUUAACUUGAAUGUAUGUGUAAUUUUAAUCUCAGAAAUUGUUUGGGAAAAAUUUCAACAGAGUACAACUACAUAUGAACCAUAUAUUAUUCAUUUUCCUGAUUACAAUAAAGAUGAGCUUCUAAAUAUCAUGGCUCUUCAAUGUCCACCAGAUAUUUCUGAAGAACUUUACAGAGGGUACCUGAAAAUGGUUUUAGGAGUAUUUUAUAUAGUUACAAGAAACUUGAAAGAACUACAAUAUUUAGUAAGUUUCUUUGUAACAAAUUAUGUUUUGUCAACAAAAUAUUUUUCAGAUGAGCUUCUAAAUAUCAUGGCUCUUCAAUGUCCACCAGAUAUUUCUGAAGAACUUUACAGAGGGUACCUGAAAAUGGUUUUAGGAGUAUUUUAUAUAGUUACAAGAAACUUGAAAGAACUACAAUAUUUAGCAAAUUUAAAUUUUCCUAAAUACAUUGAAUAUAUUAAUUUAGAUGAAGCAAGCACAACAGAUGUUCAUAAACUGUGGAAAAAUAUUGAACCACAUUUAAAGAAUUCACUAAAUACUGUUUAUAUAAGAGAAGUUUCAAGUGAACCAAGAUAUUUUCCUCUCUUCCUGACUCACUCUGUGUCAUAUUCAUAUGCACAUAUGGUUUAUUUUAAAGUAGAAGUAUCUAAAAAAGAAAAACAUUCCCGGAAGAGAAUAAAGAGGGAAAAACGACUUACAAAUCAUUUGAUUGGACCAAAAUCAUUUCCUUUAGAAAGAAUGUUAGCUAUAUUUUAUUCAAUUAUUGAGGAAAAAACACCUCCAAAGGCAAUUAUAUUUUCUCAGAUUGCUUCUCUACAAUCUCUGCAAUUAUUGGCAUGUUCUACUCAUCCAGAAGAAAUUAGUUUGCCAAAAUACAAAUGCCUGGCCAGUUUGAGCCUCAUUAGAAAUAUUGGAAGAAUAGUUGAUUUUGAUGUCCUUCAAUAUUUAGAUGAUUUUACAUAAAUUAUAAAUUGUCAAUAAAAUUUUUAUAGAUUGUUACUAUUAUAUUUUAUGUACAAAAAUUCUUUUUUAUAUUAAAGCACAUUUUAUACUUUGU
Molecule: messenger RNA, 1677 nt
Organism: Centruroides sculpturatus (bark scorpion)
Lineage: Eukaryota; Metazoa; Arthropoda; Arachnida; Scorpiones; Buthidae
Gene: Orc5
Product: origin recognition complex subunit 5-like
Exons: 15
Coding region: 132-1583 (483 amino acids)
Biological process (GO): DNA replication; DNA replication initiation
Cellular component (GO): nucleus; nuclear origin of replication recognition complex
Molecular function (GO): DNA replication origin binding
Source: RefSeq, a predicted model, not a curated record